UCCCGAGUUCCCGCCUUUUCGGGGAAGAGGCGCGAUGGCCAGGAGCGUCCGCAGCUGCCUGGCAAAAGCCCUGGAGAACUUGGAAGAGGACGACCUCGAAAAGUUCAAAUUGAACCUCAACGAGUACCAGGUCAAGCCGGGCUUCGACAACAUCCCCCGGGGGCUGCUGCAGAAGGCCGGCGCGCUCAAACUCAGCGACCUGCUGGUCAGAUACUACUGCGAGGACUACGCCGUGGAGGUGGCGGCCGCGGUGCUGUGGGACAGCGACUGCAAGCCUCAAGCCCAGAAGCUUCUCAAGGACACCGGGAGAGAUGCCUGCAAUUCUGCUCAGGAACCUGUGCCCCAGCUCAGCAACCACUCAAGACAAGCUGAGGUUCAGGCCCCAGGAAUGCAUUUUAUUGAACGCCAUCGAGACGCCCUGAUUCAGAGAACCGCCACAGUGGAAGAAAUUCUGGAUCAGCUGUACGGAGUUCUCCUGACUAACGAGCAAUAUCAAGGAAUCAUGAUAAAGGGAACAGACCAGGCUAAAAUGAGGGAGCUCUUCAGCCUGAUGCCUGGCUGGGAUCGUCAUGGCAAGGAUUUGCUCUAUGAGGUUCUGAAGAAGAAAAGAAAGUAUCUCAUUGAAGACCUCGAAAGGCAGUGAGGCAGUAGAAGUGAGACACCAUCUCAGGGCAUAAAAUAUCCAGUUACGCACGUCCUAGGAAUCCCACAGAGGUAUAUAUAUAUAGGCAGUCUUACACCCACUUAUGAUCACAACUGAGCCCAAGAUUUAUGUUGCUAAGUGAGAAAUUUGUUAAGUGAGUUUUGCCCCAUUUUAUGGCUUUUCUUGCCACAUUUCUUAACUGAAUUACUGCACUUGUUAAGUUAGUAACACGGUUGUUAAGUGAAUCUGGCUUUCCCAUUAACUUUGCUGGUCAGAAGGUUGCAAAAGGGGAUCACAUGACCACAGGACCCUGCGACCGUCAUGCAUCCGGAUGUAAAUCACACGACUAUAGGGAUGCUGCAGUGGUCAAGUGUGAAAAAUGGCCAUGUCGCUUUUUUCAGUUUCAUUGUAACUUUGAACGGUCACUAAACCGACUCUUGUAAGGUGAGGACUUACCUGGAGUAUCUUUCCACCCAGAAGCUGUAUUUACAGCUGACCUGGUUAUUGAAUUGUUCUGUUUUCUUGAGUUGACAUAGUAUGGGUAGUCCUCGACUUACAACCACUAUUGCGCCCAAAAUUUCUGCUGCUAAGCAAGGCAGUUGUUAAGCGAGUUACGCCCCAUUUUAUGACCUUUUUGCCAGAGUUAAGUGAAUCACCGCAGUUAUUUAAUUGGGAUUUCCACAUUUCUUUCUGGGGAGCCUUUCCACUGUGCAAUAACAGAGUUGGAAGGGACCUUGGAGGUCUUCUAGUCCAACCCCCUGCUCAAGCAUAUACCAUUCCAGAGAAAUGGCUGCCAACUCUUCGUAAAAAUCUCCAGUGAUGGAGCACCCACAACUUC
This is a messenger RNA of Crotalus tigris (Tiger rattlesnake), 1481 nucleotides long. RefSeq names its product apoptosis-associated speck-like protein containing a CARD. Gene Ontology annotation, cellular component: canonical inflammasome complex. Bases 35 to 643 code for a protein of 202 amino acids. Lineage: Eukaryota; Metazoa; Chordata; Lepidosauria; Squamata; Viperidae. Gene Ontology annotation, biological process: regulation of apoptotic process; inflammatory response; innate immune response. The record is from RefSeq and is a predicted model, not a curated record. The transcript has 3 exons.